AUGUUCUUGUCCUGCAGUACGAAUAAUCAAGCUUCCACGGUGCUCGAUUAUUUUUUGGAGGCUGUUGGUCAGUUUGGGCUUCCUCAACGUGUACGACAGGAUCAGGGCGUGGAAAAUGUCGACGUAGCUCGGUAUAUGUUUGCUCAUCCAAGAAGGGGACCAAACCGUGGCAGCUACAUAUCGGGCAAAAGCGUACACAAUCAACGUAUUGACAGGCUGUGGCGCGAUGUUUUUAUUGGAUGCAUCUACGUCUACUAUUGCCUUUUCCACUACCUUGAGGAAAACAUGCUUCUUGACAUAAAUAAUGAAAUCCACUUGUUUUGUUUAGCAUAUGUUUUUACGCCCAGAAUAAAGCAACACCUCAGAACGUUUUCAGAAGGAUGGGACAAUCAUCCACUAAGUACUGAGAGAAAUUUUACUCCAAACUAAUUAUGGUUUUAUGGCCUCCAUACAUUAAGUCAAGAAAGCAGUGUGUCCCAAGAGGUUUGGUUGCAGCAACAACCUAAUGAGGUAGUGAAUAUUUAAAACAAUUAUAAUUGACUACAUAACAGUCUAAGAUUAACCCAUUUGCUCAAUUCACUUGGUCUUGGUUAAUCCUUAGUUGGUUAGGGGUACAUUUACAUCUUCCAAUUUGUUGUCAACGAUUCGUAUUUUGGCAUAUGAAAAUUACUGCUGGCGACAAAAUUCUUCUUCGUUUAGUUUAUGGCGAAAUUUGAAAUGCAACAACUUUACGCUUACUUAUUCAAUUACUACACAUGCCAGGAAUACAAAUCAUACAUGACAUAUUGCCUCAUGAAAACGUACCUCAACUCAUUUGGUUAAUUUAAGGUGAAUGGUUAACACAUUAACCCUAAAGCGCACAGUGCUCGAGGGCCAAACCGCCUGUUUAUCAUUUCAACUUACUUGGCCAACCAAACUAUAUGCUCUUAACCAUUAAAUACACAAUAAGGUAUCAAAAUUAUUGUCAGAUACGUUAUAGAUCAACUGUAAUUUACUGUAAGUGUUUACUGUAAUGUACUGUAUUCUGUAAUGUAUGUGUUUCUAAAAUUGUGUUAUUGUAACUAGAAUGGAGAAGAUGAAUAUGGAAUUGACUGGGAUGGACCUUGUCCAGUUGGAGAUGCAGAACGAGUUGUUAUUGUUCCAGAAACAAGAAAUCCAUUAAAUGAUGAAAUGAAUGAACAGUUAAUGAGAAGAAUUAAUCCACUUGGUCCAAGUGAUGACUUUGGGACUAACAUAUAUAAUGCAUGUGUUAACCUUGUAACACAUUUACUGGGGCAAGUAAAUGGCUAG
Molecule: messenger RNA, 1290 nt
Organism: Paramuricea clavata
Lineage: Eukaryota; Metazoa; Cnidaria; Anthozoa; Malacalcyonacea; Plexauridae
Source: the annotation of a GenBank genome assembly